Molecule: messenger RNA, 4665 nt
Organism: Leptidea sinapis
Lineage: Eukaryota; Metazoa; Arthropoda; Insecta; Lepidoptera; Pieridae
Gene: tey
Product: protein Teyrha-meyrha-like
Exons: 8
Coding region: 147-1232 (361 amino acids)
Source: RefSeq, a predicted model, not a curated record
UCGGCUAUGAUCCGCCGCGGUGACAACACGUCACUUUCCGCUGCUGAUCCGAACUACAACUCUUUGCUCUCUCGUAACAUUCAGAAGUUGUCGCGUCCAGUCUCACUAUCAUGGCUGAGUCAGAAAGUUCAACUAUUACUAUAUAAAUGAGUAUUCCUAUCAGCAUGGAGGGGUUCCUGCACCAUAUGGCGCCUCAGUUCCUACACCCGGCGCUGCAAGGCUUCGGGUGUGGCGCGUUCCGGCCCAUCGGCGGCGCUUUCCAUCCCUUGUAUCCGGGCAAGGCGUUCGCCAGGCACCUGGGCGAGCAGUACGCCCUAGGGCAGAGUGUCGGCCAAGCCCUCAGGGGCGUUCGCGAGGACAGCGGCACUCCUCCUCCGCCGCUGUACCGUCACACGUACUCUCUGCGAGACGACACCAGCUCGCCGGGCUCCGCGGCCUCCGCCUCGCCGCGCCCCUGCAAGGACGACGACCCCGCCCCCGCUGCGGGGCCCACCGCCACCGCCACCGCCACCGCCACCUGCUCCGACUCGCACGACCUGUUCUCGCCGGAGGGCGAGCGCAAGUCGUGCUGCGGCGUGUGCGGCACGCGGCUGGGCCCCGGCGUAGCGCAGGCUCACUUCCUCCAGGAGCUGCAGCACCUGUACAGCCUGAGUGCGCUGCCGUCCCACCAGCAUCAUCAACACCAUCAGCACCACCGCCACGAUGAGGACGCGCGCUGGGAGACUUAUCAGCGAAUUCGCGCCAACCGACAGCGCCGGCUCAAGCUGCGCACACGCAAACGUCACCACACUGUGGAGAGCAUGCUGGGAUACGAUCUGGAUGAUGAUCGAAGAGACGAGCAUCCGCGCGACUCCAGGUCGUACGAUGCCGAAGAUGAACCCGUGGAUGUGGAGGGAGACUCCCUGGGCUGGCCUGAAGCUGCCAUCAACAUUGACGAUAAAGAUCAGCGAAGUGAAGUUGACAAAAUUCACCUAAACUAUUCGGAAGACUUGGAGAUUUCAAGUACCAACGACGCCAUGCAGUCUCCUGAGCGCGUGAGCUCAGUGCCUCGAAUCGAGACACCGAAGCCUCUUUCACUCGAUACGAAGACAGAAGUAGUUGAGCGUCCUUCAGAGGUGACCACUUCGGAGUGGAGCGCGUCCGACACCUGGCCAGCGCUCCCCGAGGGCUACUCCCACAUCCGCCACAAGAUCGACGGGGAAGUGCCGUCCUCCAGUGACUCCCGAAACUAAAUGUUCUACAAGUUGUUGAUAAAUACCCGUGGACCUUGAAGAAGUACCCAUUAAUUAUUAUUAUUAUAUAUGGGAGGAUGUAUAUGACACGGCACCGUUGAGUCUACAUCUUGGUUACAUACUUAACAAAUAUUUAUUUUUAUUUAACAUUUUCACUUAAUUAAUGGACGCUAUUCUGGUAUUAAUUAUAAAUUAUGAUCGUUUUCCUAAGUUAGUUAGGUUUAACACCUCGUUCAUACUUAUAAACACUUAUCAAAAAGUGGUAUUCAUUAUUGCAUAUUAAAGCUAAAAUAUAUCUUUUAGAAAAACGUAAUGUGACUUUAUAAGAAAAUAGGGACUUCAAUAAAUCUACUUUUAGCCCUCAGUAGUAAAAAAUGGCCGACGUCAGUAAGCUGUUUCUUAUAUGACGUUUGAAUUUUGAUAAUAGUCAUUUUAUAAUAAUAAACUAGCACAUUAAUUUCUUUACAUUGUUGAAAUAAUUAGCUUGUUUAAAUUGAUCAAGCAAAUGAACAUUAAGAUAGACAAGUUUUUAUCUGAUACUUGCAUCCCCUGGUUGGUGUUCUGGGGACGAUGAAACAGUUUUCCUAUGAGUAAGGCUGCAGAAGUAUGAUAACUAGAUUAGUUAGUGAGUAAAAACUAACUAGCAAAAUAAUUUAAAUCAUUCGUAGGCACGUAAUACAUACCCGGCUGUCAGGAGUUGUCAGGAGCUUGCAAUGCUCUGCCGCUGUGUCAUAUAGUCGUCGGUAUUGUUAAGCGCCGCACACCUGCCUCUGCCUCACCUGAGAGCUACUGAGGUGAUGUAAUCAACAAGUAGCAAUGCAGUCUAUAUUCACGUGCUACGUAAUUUUCAACUCAAUAGCGAUUUAUUUCUUCAUAAUUUUUGCUACUUACCUCUAUAAAUGUAUAGGUAUAAAUCACAUUUAUUGAUUUUAAAUUUAUUUAGAUAACUUUUUUAUUAUGUUACUAUUACGUAUUUGAUUGUAAAUAUUGUUAUUAAUAGUAUACUCGGUGUAGUUGUUAGACAGCUUCAGAGUUGCGGUAAAAGGUGGCAAGACUAAGGAAGCGCACAUUAAUCCCCACUCAUUGUUAUGGGGACUGCGAGGUUAACGUUACGCUUCGUCACUAACGUGUCAUGAUAUCCCUCAUCCAGGUAUAUUUAUACUUUCAACAUGGUCAAUCAAAAGCUUCGUUUGCAUAGCGAUGAAUUCGUGUUGACUUUACCCACACCUAAACGAGAACUACAACGUAACACUGUCGUAACUCAUAGCUGUUAAGGAACAAUGCAUGGGACUGGCUGAACAGCGAUCACUCUAAACUGAGAUAUGACGAGUGGUGACAGUUGGCCCGGCGUAUUAAUAAUAUUACAGUCCCGUCUACGAUCGAUUACAUAGCCAGUCAUGUUUUGGUAGAAUAUUAGUUCGGGCAAGAACUUUAUUCGUAUUUUGUAUACAAACAAUGCACAUAAAUUCGAACAAAUAUUUUGUCCUCAUUUAGUAUAAACGGCUAACAAUGUUUUUUUAUAUAUUUGUUUAUUUUAUCGUGUGAAUAAUUGUCGUUUUAAUUUUUAUUAAUCAAAGUUUUAUUCAUUUAAUAUUAUAUUAUUACAUUCAUUUAAUAUAGUAAUUUUCAAAUGUGUAAAAUAAUAUAAUAAUUGACCUAUUCAUUAAGUAUAAUAAAUUUCAUAAAUUCACAUCAAAGACUAAGUUGGUAUCAGUGACUAUGGACAUUCAUAAUGACGAUGUAAAUUAACUUUUGAACAAAUAGUCCUUUUAAAAUUCUGGUAAAGGUUGUAUUUAGCUUCCGGAUCUAUCUACAGAUAUUAUAACAAUAUAUAAUUUUAUAAUAAGUAGAUAUUUUAAAUAUCGCUUCUAGUAUAUAAUUGUAGGAUAUGUUACAGUUGAUUGUUAAGCUGGCCAUCCACGAUAGCUGCACCAGGGUGGCUUGAGACGACUUGUGGUUGGGCGCCAAAUGUCUACUUUGCCCACGAUGUUUGUUGGUCCACUCCGAGCGGCGCGACAUUUUGUAUUAGAAAUCUACACUCUUACAUAACCUGUACGGAGUUUUACAUUUACGAAUCGUAUGUCACGUCAUUUGACACGAAAAUGCCAUUGUGAAUGGUCAGCUAUAAGGCGUUCUGACUUUCGUCCGAUUCGAAUGGAUGGGAGUAACAAUUGUAGAUAUUCCGUUAAACUUGUAAAGUUAUUGAGGUAAAAAGGUGCGGAGAAAUAUGUGUAUAACAUAGGUGUGACAUACAUAUCGCCUCGCACACACACCAUCGGAGUAGAUCUCUUUGUAUUUAACAUUAUCUAUUUCUUCGUAAUAAUGAUAAUAACAAAGUAUUCAAUGUAUUUUAUAGCAGUAGGUCGGUAGGUGCACUCUUCCCCGAGACUAUUGCCACAAACACCAUACCGCUAGACACCAUAAAAUUUCUAAUACUUCUCCUAUUGAAUUCCAAUUUGAAUGGUCUGGCUACCGAAUGAGCUUGCCCCUAUGAAGUGUUAGGGUGACGGACACACUGCGCUCAUCACACUGAGACCGGCCGGGCGCGUCUUGCCGUGCGUGGUGCGUCCUGCCGCAUGCGUCACAGAGGAUGGCUCUCAGUGUCAACAACUUCUGCCCAUUCCGUCACCAAUUAAAAAAAAAAUUACAAUUACAAUAUACCAUAAUGAAAUGAAUUUUCUAUGUUUUGUGAAUAAUAACUUGGUAAUUUCAUGCCACUUCUUCUCACCUUUUCCGAAGUGGUGGUAAUUGGUAAAAUGUAUAAUUUUUGACUCGUAUGUAAUUUCUUCAACAUAAAUGAAUAAAGUGAUUGUGAUUUGAUAAGUUCUAAAAGAAAUAGUAUUCAGGACUUGGGAUUAUAGCUCAUUUAUUGUCAUACAAUACCAGGAGUAUUAAUCACGCGUCUUAGAAGUUGAUUACUACCUGCCUUAUCCUGCCGUAUUUUUUAAAAUAUUAUAUUCAUACAAUGUCAGACCAAAUUUGUGUCAGUGAAACCUAAAAGAAUAAUAGAAAAAUUUAAAAACGAACCUGAAACUUUAAAACCAAAUAGAUUCAAAAUUCUUAUUUCUUUACUAGUUAAAUGUUAUAGCGAAGUGGUAUCGCCCCAUCUACAUUUAUUAACUAAGAAGGGUAGUGAGGGCCCCGUUGGCUGUACUAUCUACACGUACCCUAAUACGUCUCAAUUCAUAUUUUUUAAAAUGAUGAUUAUGCAUAUGAUAAAGGUAAAUCGAACUGAAACUAAAUAAAAAUCUAAUAUCGUGGGUACGUUCAUUAGUUGAUGGGAUAAUCUUAUGGUUUUAUAAAUAAUUAAAUAAACGUACAUACUUCUACUUAAGUAACUAACCUAAAUGUUGUUGUCAAUGUAACUAUGUGUAAAUAACUCAUUAUUUGUUAAAUGUUAUAUUCUUCAUUAAAUAUUGUCUUAUCAUCAGUA